GGACACAUCGGACUGUCACAAGAAAAAUUUGUCAAAAUAUGCAAGUGACACGUAACUUUAUAUAAUUAAAUUUAAUUUUUGUGACCUCCAAAUGUGUAAAUUCGCGAAAAACUUUAUUUCCGCCGGUUAAUUGUUUUAUGACAAAAUGUCUGACAAAAGUUUUGGUGAUCACACGAACAGGAAUGUUGUGAAAAAUCCACUUCUUCUGACCGCAGUGACUGGUCUCUCUCUGGAAGAUUUGACACAUAAUGCUGUUUUGCUGCCCGUAGCUCAGAGUCAGGAGCUGAUCACUAGACAAGACCAGCACAGCGGGUUCCAGAGCAUUGCCCUGGCUGAAUCCGACCCCACCGCUCCUAGGGACUCUCCCAAUGUCGGCAACCCCCCUCCCCCCACCCCGAACCAGAAUGACAGAACGUCAACAGUGUCAAAAGCCUCCAAGUCUGACGACGAUUUUGACGUUAACGAAUACUUCGCUAGGCUGCAAGGCACGAGAUAUGUCAGCGCUCCUAUAAACAGCACACUAAAAGAAGACCCCCAAGUGGAUUUGCAAGCGACAGAGGAAAACCUGGAAGAAAUAAACCUGAACGAACCAGAGAAACCAGUAGAAACGCAAAGCAUCACGGCAGAUAUAGCGCAGAAUUUCUCGCAACUGCCAACGGUCUUACCCCAAGUUGCUAGCGCUGUCUUCAGCUCUUUCUCCAAUUUGAUGAACUAUAAGAGCAGAGAGCAGACUCCUGAUGAGAAACCCUCUGAAUAUAAAGAAGUCCAUAAGGAUGUGGGUUUCCCAAGGCCGGAUAAUGUGGGGUUCCCAAGGCCGGAUGAUGUGGGGUUCCCAAGGCCGGAUGAUGUUGGGGUGCCGAUGAGGACAGAGGAUGUAGCGUUGAUGGGAAUGGACGAACCGGCGGUGCCGAAAGAAGUCCCGCCGCCUCCGACCGUGCCUCCUCCUAGUGGUGCCUCCAGCUACCGGAUAACUACGAGGAAGAAGAUAUACGCGCAGAUCCCUGGGCUUAGUUCGCAGACGGCAGGGUCUAGCUCCCAAAUGCCAGGUCUAAACGCUGACGGGGUUCCAGGGCUCCGACCCGGGCUGGGGCGCCGCCCCCCGCCAGAGGAACAGCCGCCAGUGCCUGAGCAUCGGCCUCUGACCAGAGAAAACCGACCUCCAGCCUCGCAACCUUCUCAUGGGGCAAGAAGCCAUGCGCCUACGUCUCGUUCUCAGUUGCCGGAACGACCGCCUUUAGCUCAUUCUGCUGCGCCAGAUAGUAAUGCUUCUAGGCCAGAUAGUAAUGCUUUUAGGCCAGGAAACAAUGCGUCGAUAGCAGGAAAUAAUGCUACAAUGCCAGGAAAUAAUGCUCCGAUGUCAGGGAAUAAUAACUAUAUCCCAGGGAACAGCACCCAUAGGCCAGGAAUUAACGACUAUAUUCCAGGGAACAACGUCAGGAGGCCAGAAAGUAACGACUAUAUCCCAGGGAACAACGCCCAGGGGCCAGGAAUUAACGACUAUGUCCCAGGGAACAGCACCCACAGGCCAGGAAGUAACGAUUAUAUCCCUGGGAACAACGCACAGAGGCCAGGGAUUAACGACUAUAUCCCUGUAAACAACGCCUAUACGCCAGGGAUUAACGACUAUAUCCCAGGGAACAAUGCCCAUAUGCCAGGAUAUCAAGUCCCGAUGCAUCAGCAACCGUUUGCGGCAGGAUCUCAUGCUCCACAGCAACCCUUAAUACCGUUUCCUUUACUAGGAAUGGGCGUUCCUGAUGCAGGGUAUUACACUCCUCUAGCGGGGUACCAAGCUGCGGUACAAGUGCACUACGAUCCGGGGUACCACGGCGGUAGUUAUCCCCCGAACUAUUCAGUUCAAACAUAUCAAAUACCUCCAGUACAUUCGCCAAGGCAAGAUUGUUACGUUCCACCAGACCGCCAUGCCCCUCCUGGUUUUCCCCAAAGGGUUUCACCCGCAUACUCGCCCAAUCCACAGGCUGAUACGAAACCGACUAUGUUUCACGAGUACAUGAAUCGCCGCAGGUCUUUUCAACACGAUCUCUACAAUUUAGGGGUUCCACAAAACCACGCUCAGUCCGAUGAUCAAGUGGCCAAUGUUUACGCGAUACAACCUAACGUGACAGUACCUUCCAGAAAUACUGAUAGAUCAGUUACUAUAUACCAACCAUCGGGUCUCCCACAUAGGCUGCCUUUACGCAGAACUACGACGCCGGAUCCAUCAGAAGUUUGUCCCUCAGAUGAAAUUUUACGAGCUUUAGAUCCUUGCAAUAUUUUCAAUCCAGCAGCACAACGGUCAUCACAGGCAGUUCCAUGUACAUCACAGAAUAUAAUUGGGACUCCGUCUCAAAUGCCCCAAGCUGCGAGCUCUCACCAGGGUAUCAAAAUUUUUAAUCCACUAGAAUCGCAUCAAGAUACUCCAGCUCAAAAUUUGCCGCCACCAGAUCUAACAAAAUCUGUAGGCACAUCAAAAGAGUUUAACAUAUUAAACCCUCUAGAAGCUCGCGGUCAAGAUAUUAAGCCUGCAGCAGUCAAAGAGAACGAAGCCAAUUUGUUUACGACAGUUGAACAAAAAGCACAGCAAUCUAACCCGCCACCACCGAUCCAAGGACCGUCAAGUGCUCCAUCGACUUCGAUCAUUCCGCCCCCGCCCAUGUUCUCAAAUCUUGCUAGAAGAGAUAGCCAGUCUUCUGUAGGAAAGGCAGUCUUACCUCCGUCUGUAGCCAGGCGCAUUGGAGCUCACCACCCCAUUAUAAAACCUCAAACAAUGCAGCCUGCCUCAAUUCCUACUGGCAAUAUCUUCGUUCCUGCAACAACAUCCAACGACAGUGGUAGAUCUCCAAGCGCAUCUGACCUGCCAAGGACAGACACACCACCAAGUACAAAUGUACCUUCAGCGUUCGUCCAAUUCCAUGCGUCUUCGCCAUCGGUUGUCAAUUCCAAGUCAGGGUUCAUUGAUGGGGGUAUCUCAACUAUUUCCAUACCGUACAAGCAGCCCCAAAUGCGAUAUGGGUAUGACUGUGCUCAUGAGUUCCCACCAGCGUGGUUCCCUCCUGGUCCACCAGUGCAAAGGCCUAAUGACAGACCUUAUGCAGUUCCUGAUGAUGGAUCAAAUGACAUGCCACCGCCGCUACCUCAACGGCGACCGAAGAGAAAUACGUGUCAAUGCUUUGACCAAGAACCGGCGUCAAAUGAUGCUGAGGUUUCUGAGCCUGCUGCUGAACAAACUACUGCAGAGGCAGAAUACGAUGCUCCCACUGAAGGUCAGCAAGCUCCAGUAGCAGAAGACCCUACACCAGAAGCAGCUAGAGCUAUUCCUGAACCUCCUAAAGUGACUGGGAAUUUGAAUUAUAGGAUGACGAACAGGAGGCCCCAAUAUUACUCCGGGCCGAUAGAAGGUGUCGGAGCUUUAAGUAAUAAUGUAAGGCCUGUUAUACCGACAGCAGAGCCUUAUGCUUUCCAAGGCGCCGUGUUCACCCCUAGCGCACCUCAACCAGAGGCUUCCAAUAUCGAACCAGCUCCGUUUGAUAUAAGCCAACCGACUAAUUCAGCGUCUUAUGCCCAGAUUGAUAUAAAUCAAGCUCAAACUACUGCUCAACCGGGUUACAACACUGCUUUUGAUGUAAGCCGACCGAUUUUAGAACCAUCCGAACCCCCUCAAGAGUCCAAAGGCUUCGGUAUCAUUGGAUCUUUGAAAUCUAAACUAAGUGCCCUAGAUAUCAAUAAGAUUCAAAAUACCGUGACGACGUUCUUCGAUCCCGCUUACAACGAUGUUAAAGAAGCAGCGACAAAUGAAGGAACUUCUCGUGAUUACAAUCAGGGGAGUUCAGCUUUUGGACAACAUGAUGGCGGUUUGGAAAUAUUCGUGCCCAAUAACGAGCAGAGUCAAACUUACACACAGGGUUAUAAUAGUCAAUUGAAUUACCCUAGUUAUAAUUAUAGUCAAAGCAACCAGUAUUAUCAGAAUCAACCGUAUUACACGCAAAAUCAAGGAUACAGUUAUGAACAGGGUUAUGCUUCUCCAGACUCUCAAAAUCAAGGAUACAGUUAUGAACAGGGUUAUGCUUCGCCAGUUUAUGGAAAUUAUUUACCAGAUCCACCGUCAACUGUACAUCCAAACGUUCCUGCACAAGUACCCUCAUCGCAAGAUGUUCAAAGACAAGUCUCAGAGGCUCCUGGUCCGAGCCAAAUUCCUUCAGCCCGUAUACCGGAUGUAGUGCCUUUGAUUGAGCCAACCAAUCAAUUAAUCGUUGGAGAUAAUAUAGAGCGUGCGAUUGAGGAAACCAAUCAACUAGCUUUAGUUGAACCUGAAGCUGAAGAAAUUGUAAAAAGGUCUAUGGCUAGUGACGAAACACCGAUGGAGACCAGUUCGGCGUUAACGCAAAGUUAUAACUCGUUUAUAAAUAACAAUGAAGCAAUUUCAACACCAGUGUCUAUAUUUUCGCAAAUAAAUGUAGACACUAACAAGAAUAAACCAGUAAAUACAGACUCGAAUUUAGAGCCACAGGCAUCGCUGAAUUUCUUUGACAAUCAACAAUUUCAUGUACCAACUACAAAUGCAGAUAUUAGUGAUCAGUUAAAGAAUAUGCAAAUAUCCCAAGACAGUGUUGUCGAGAAUUCUUCAGCGUCUUCAGUAUUCUUAAAUAAUAAUAUUCAACAUGACGUCAAAAGCAGUAUUGACUUCUUUGAAAAUAUAACUAUUGUAACCAAACAAAGUGACACUGAAACGAAUAACGCUGACUCUGAGACUAAUAUGGGCAAUAAUUUACUGCAGAUUCAAGAAAGACAGGACAGUGUAUCAACAGUUGACGUGUCUUCUGUCCCGCUAUUCGAUUUGUCCACAAUUCUUGCUGCAAAAUCAAAAGAAAGUGAGGACGAUGAUGUUAAAAAUGUUGCUUUGGAAGGAGCGGACAGAAAGAAACUCGAUAGUGGUUCUAGCAUCGAUUUUACUGAGAACAUAAGUACUUUACCUCAACCACUGACAGAUGAAGAAAACGAAGGUGUCUCUGAACUAAGCAUUUGUGAAACAUGUCGAGAAGUUACCAAACCAGAGGAAAAAGACGUGGAUGAUCUAACUAGGCAGCUGAUUGAAAAUAUUACCUCACCAAUACAGCUUUCAAAUCCUGUGGUCGCUCCUCUUACAGAGAGUAACACGCCUGUUGAUGUUCCAACAGAUUUUGAGUCGAAUCAGUGUGCUGAGAUAUCACAUAUAACUGAAGAAACGAUCGAAACUAUUCAAGUACAGUCUGCCACUGAGUUAUUAGAUGAGGUUGAAGAUAUACCGAUUAGCAACGUCGUUAACUACGGUUGGAAAGACGAAACAUUUAAUGCACCAUCUGAAGUGCUAUUAGACCAUGACUACACUUUUCAGAUGGAUCCUAACGUGCUAGGAUUUUACGGGAGCAAUGCUAUGUUCUUCGAGAACAUUCCUAAUAAUGCAUCAGAUGAGUUGAAAGCUGAAUUUAAAAGUUCUCAAGAAGAUUCACCAGUGAUUCUGCCUUCACCAAUAAGUGUGCCUUCAGCGCCCCCAGCGGAAGACGAUGAUACUAAAUCGGACGAAACUGGUGGACUUGACGUUCAUUCCAUAGAGCAGGAUGCAAAGAAAGACUUCCCCAUUUUCGAAGAGUUCGUCAUUGAACCAUCUGAAACUGAUGACGAUAAAAUAGAGUACAAAGAACGGGAACGAAGCUCAGACGAUCCGGUCCCGGAUGUAGAUUCAUUCACGAAUAGAGUGGAGAAGUUCAAGAAAAUGGAAGAGACUGAUAAUGAUGAUUUAACAGAGGAGCAGAAGAACAUGCUUUUCGAUAUCGCAUCGGCCAGCCAGAACGCUAUCGCGAGUCCCUCCAUCGCGAUUGCUUCGUAUUUCGACACGGGAAACUUUGCUGUCGAAUCGCAUUACAGAAAUUCGCUCUCAUCCCCUUCAGGGCUGCAUUUCCAAAUGGGUUCUCCCGAAAUCCCUAUGCGCAUUCCGCCAGGCUUCGAAAACGAAUUUAAGAGAAGACUCAGUGGUUUGAUCGCUAAAGACAAUACAAUGCAUGACACCAACGAUGAUAAGGAUAAGGAUAAAAAUCUACCGAACAUUCCAGAAACAUCAACCCAAACGCCUGUAGUAUCCACUACUACAUACAGCAGCGUGUCAAACGUUGGCCAAACCACUGUCACGUCAUCGAACAUUGGCCCAAUAGCUUUGGAGGAAAAGCCUAAAGUGCAAGAAGCUGAUAUACCAACAUUUGCAGUAUUCCGCCAAGAUUCGGGCGAUGCUGCGUCUCCUCUAGCUAAUAUUGUGAAGAAAGAGACAGCAGAACCACCAGCAGCAAUCAUUACAUCAAUUCCUGUGACAGAAAAUCUUCCAGACCCUAUAGGCUUCUUCUCUUCUGCCCAAGAAGCAACAAAUGCUGAACCUGACAAUAACUUCAAUAGAUUAGCUAGUUAUUUCACAACUCCAGCCAAAACGGACCCUGAAAAGUCUUUUUUUGAGCUUAGUCAAAGUCAAAACCAUUAUAGGCAUGCCACAUCAAUUUCUAGUAAUAAUUUAAUAGCUCAAAACGUACCAAGUAGCAAUUUAUUUUCAAACAAUAACAUUCCAGCCGACGCUUAUUUAGCAAACAUACAACUUAUAAAAGACCUGACAUCACCCCAAAAUAUCGAAAUAAAUAAAGAUCAAAUCGUUCGAACCGUGAAUUACUUUACCGUGGAAUACGACAACGAUGAAUUCAAAAUAAAAACAGAUGAUAUUAAAAAAGAUGAUGAUUCAAAAAAAGAGCAUUUAGAUAAAUCUACCAAUUGUACUGAAGAUGUGGAGGAUGAGGAUAGUUUAAAUGACGAUAAAAUAUUGACUAUAAUGUCUAAAUGUAAACACUGCUGUAAUCUUGACCCUCGACGCGUUGUGACAUUCAAAGUUGAGUUAGAUAAUGUUAAUUUCAAAGUUAGGAAGGCUAUGGACACGGAGGGAUCGGAUCCUAAUAAAGGUCCUGCAAUGGAGGGAAAGAAAGAGGAGAAAAAAACAGACGUGACUGUCACGUUUGAAGAUACUAAUGAAGAGAAUGCUGGGGUAGCGAUCUUGUCUGAGAGCCGUUCGUCCUCCGACUACUCCCCAGUGAAGCACCACUGGUUCUACCGAGUCGACGUCGAGGGCAAGUCGAUAUGGCGCGGGUUCUCGGCGACCGACAGCAGAGCGCUGGAGGAAGCUUUUCACAGCCCGGACCUAAACGAAAACACCCUGGUGGCUACAGACGGAGGCAGAUUUGACGUGAACGUGAUGGGGCGUCUCCGGAUCGCUGUGUACUGGCCGGAUAAGCCGACGAAUGUCAGGAGAUGCAGCUGGUUCUACAAGGGUGCUACUCUAUACGUGCCGUACACGGAACCAAUCGCUGAAAAGUUGGAGGAGGAAUACCGCCACGGUGUCACCACAGGCGAGUGGCACAGGCGUUUAGUGCUGCCCAACAACGAAUCAGUUGUGAUGCACGGGCCGGCAGUCAUGGUGCACUUCCCACAGUCAGCAUCAGACCCCUUCGGUUCGGCUCCCGAAUCCACAAUGCGUCCGCGUGUAGUAAGGCGGGGCAUAGACGAGGCGGAAAUCGAAGACCCCGAACCAUCGAGCAUAGACCACCUGCUGCUGCUCUGUCAUGGCGUCGGAUCCGCCUGUGACAUGCGCUUCAGGCCUGUUGAAGAAGUGGUGGACGACUUCCGAGCGACUAGUCUACAGUUACUGCAGUCACACUACAGGAAUUCAUUUGACAAGGGCGUCGUGAACCGAGUCGAGGUGCUCCCAAUCUCGUGGCACUCUACUCUCCAUUCGGGAGAGACGGGCGUGGACAAGCGACUGGCAGAGAUCACCCUCGAGAGCAUACCCCGCCUUAGAAGCUUCACCAACGACACGCUACUGGACGUACUGUUGUAUACCAGCCCGGUGUUUUGUCAGACAAUCAUUGACACCGUCUGCGCGGAACUCAACCGCAUAUACAAGCUGUUCAAGGUACGGAACCCCUUAUUCAAGGGGUCCGUAUCAUUAGGGGGCCAUUCGCUGGGCAGCGUGAUACUGUACGAUUUGCUGUGCCAUCAGUUGGGGGCGUCUGAAAAGGCUAGCUCGCCAGACAAGAGUUACGUGAGCGGUGGUGCUGGUACCGGCCAGCCUUCCGUUAUCUACCCGAAUUUGGAGUUCACCCCCGCCGCAUUAUAUGCCCUUGGGAGCCCUAUCGCGAUGUUCGAAUGCAUACGCGGCGUGAAAUCUCUAGGAGCGGACUUCACUCUGCCGACUUGCAAGAAUUUCUUCAACAUAUUCCAUCCCUACGACCCUAUAGCGUACAGAAUCGAACCGCUAAUCAACUCUGAGCUUGGCAUAGUGAAACCGUAUUUGAUUCCGCAUCACAAAGGAAGGAAACGCAUGCAUUUAGAACUAAAAGACACAAUGGCGCGAGUGGGCGCCGAUCUCAAGCAGAAGCUGCUGGAAUCCAUUAAAGCUACCUGGACCAGCAUGUGGAAAGCACAGCCUCCCAGCGAUGGGCAACUGGAGAAGGUUGUUGAAGAAGAAAUAGAAAAGGAGCAGUUAUGCGAAGAAGUGAAAGAUGAUGCAGCUCAGAAUGACGUGGUGGCGACACCAGAAAUGUUAGGGCGCCUUAACGCGGGGCGCCGAGUGGAUUACGUACUUCAGGAGGCGCCGUUUGAGAUGAUCAACGAAUAUCUGUUUGCAAUGAGCAGCCACGUUUGUUAUUGGGAGUCGGAAGACACGAUGCUACUCAUCCUCCGCGAGAUCUAUGACUGCAUGGGGGUCCAGCCCGACUGUACUGUUCCCCAGCAGAGCAUGACUGUACAGCGGACACGGAUGGCGCAGGACGAGACCAUCAUUUCGGGAACGGCAGGAUACCCUUCAACCAGCCGCGGGGGUACAUGAAUGAUUUAUAAAUUAUAGCAUAAUUGCAAUUAUUACAUAAAUUAUACGUAAAGUCAGUAAUAUUAUGAACGAAAGAAACAUGGAAACAACCUAGAAGCAAACUAAAUUAUUUCAAACUUUCCCGCGGCCACUUUCAAAAACCGGGACAAAAAUUUUGUUUUUCUCCUUGAAAAAUUAUAAUACCUAAACCUUCCUCAUGAAUCAUUCUAUCUAUUGAUGAAAAUUGCAUGAAAAUCCGUUCAGUAUUUUUUGAGUUUAUCUUGAACAGACAGGCGCAGCGGAAGACUUUGGAUGUUUUACAAUGUUUUAUAAACUUGGAAGAACAAUUAAAAUAAUAGAAAAAGGUUAGUUUCUAUGAUUUUUUCGUUCGCUGUAUUUAAAUUUAUAUGGAAAUAGUGGUAAGUACCUAAGUCAAUUGGAAUUAUUUCAGGCUUAAAUACAAUAUUUUGCACCUUACCCAUUCGAUUUAAGGUUGAUUAUACAAAUAAUAAUUUCAAUUAUAAUUUUUUAAAUCUUUGGUGCAUCAAUGUGUUGAAACUUAUUUACUGGGUGUUAAAGUAUAAAAUUGAUUGUUGUUUUAUUACAUACAGGGUGUAAAAUAUAUGUUUAUAACUGAAAUAAUAUCAAUUGAUAAAACUAAGUGUCUAAUUUAAGUAGAACUUACAAUUCUUCUUGUACAGUUUCAUAAAAUGAUUGAAAAAACACAAAAACAUUAUCUGAUGGAUGUUAAAUGUUAAUUUAUAAAGGUGUGUUCACACUGCUGCAGUAGAUGUGGAUACACCUUAAUGCAAUAGUAAACUUUUAAUUAAUAAAUAAUAUACUCGAGACUUAUCAGAAAGAGACUAUGUACUUUUGAAACCAGGCGAUAAUCUUUCUCUUUCUAUCACUUUGAAAAGCUAUACCGAGUGAGGCAGACAGAUCAAGUCCCAUGUCAUUCCUAGAUAUCGCUCAAAAUUCGAUUUAAAUACAAGAAAACACUAUUGUACAUACUAGCCUUACGUAGUGUUCUGUCUGACGAAAGUAUGUAUGUAUUUCCAAAAAUAUUUUAUCUUUAACUAGAUUUUGCCAGCGGCAUCGCUUGCGUAAAAUUUGAGAUAAAAUAGUUCUACUUAUCACGAUUCUAUAUUAAAAAAGUUCAUGCUUCAAAAAUGACGGACUUCCAUACAAAAUUUCAACCCCUUUUCACCCUUUUAACCUCGUAAGACCGAAGAGUAAAUUUUGUCGACUUCUAAGUAUCGCCGGAUGUGCUUUCAGAAGAACGAAUAAUUUGAAGUAGUAAACGCCGAGCACUUCGAGUAAAAAAAUGUCUAUGUUAGAGAUUUUCUUUUGCAUUCAUAUUUUCAGGGGCCCUAUAUAAUAGUGCAUAGAGCUUAUUUUAGGUGAAAAAUAAUAAAAAAAUGUUUUCUCUUAAAAGAACAUUCGGUAUUACAGACUUUAAAAAGGAAAAGUAAAUAAAUUGUAUUUUAUACUUUAAAGUAAAACAUAAAUGUAACCUUCUUAAUAAAUUAAUACUACAUAAAGAUACAAUAAUGAUAUUAAUAAAUGUAACUGAAAAGGUACAACGGUUUUUAUUUUAUUUAAUGUUUCAUAAUUAGUACUUUUAAAAGUACUAUCGGUUUUAUAACAUACACUAAUGCUAGGUUAGAAUGUAUAAGAAGUAAAGUGAAAAUUCAUGUUAAUUAUAAUAUUUACUAAACUAAAAAUCAGAACGUUCUCAUGGUAAAUUUUCUCAAUCAUAUCAUAAUUUUAAAAGUCCAAUACUCAAUUCCAUCCCAAUAGAAAAAAUAUACAAAAAUAAAACUUUCACCAUCAAGACCGAAUGUUCCUUGCAAAGAACUAUUAUUUUCAAACGAAAAAAAAUCUUACAAAACUACUUCAAAUUGGGAAAAAUAAUUUUUUUGCUUGUUUAGCAGUAUUUUAACUUAAAUUAUACUGAUCAGUUUUGCAAUUAAACUACGUUAACGCGAAGAAAAAAAAAUAAUCGCACAUCACGUCUUCUCGGACGAACCACCUUGUCAAAGGAAAAUGAUAAUUUGACAGUGACGUUUUGUUUUUUUUAUAUUAAUAAGUUUGGAUACCUGAUUUUGAAUACUUUAAGCCAUAGACUAUCACUCUUUUUUUUCGAUAGGCGCGAAUUUUUGAACUUAAAUUUAUCGCUAAUGUUUUAGUUCCUCUGAAGGCACAUCCGGCGAUACUUCGAAAUCACCUCCGAAAAUGUCUCGGCGUUACUGACUACAAAGUUUUAGUUCCUUCUGAUGCACAUCCGGGCUUACGAGGUGGGUUGAAUUUAGAAAAAUCCUUUCUGAUUCUUGGACUAGUGAAAAAUACCAGAAUUGUUAUUUCAGUACUCAGACUAAUCACAGGACGAAUAUUAAAUUGAAUUUUGAGCGUUGUUUGGUAAUACGCCUCAUGUCCGUUUUCACCAUCAAUCCCUAAUUUUAUAAGUGACCCCUAUGGUAAAACAUAACAAGAAUUUUGUUUUAAUAGGGGUCACUUAAAAAUUAGGGAUUGAUGGUGAAAACGGGCGUCAGUCUCUUUAAAAAUUAAACUUGAUAUUAUUUCUUGAAAUCAUGUUGAUAUUAAAUAUGUAAAUAAAACACGCUGUAUCUUUCGCUUGGCGCUAACACUUUUGGAGGUACACGAUUACUUUUUCAAAAAUUUAAAAUAAAAAAAAUAUUUUUUUAAUAAAAAAAAUUUUUCGGAAAAAAAUGCAAAACUUCGCUUUUAAAAAAUUAUGUGUAUUUUAUUUAUUUUUACUGUCAAAAGCUUUAGGUUUAUUUUAAUGGAAACGUUUUUUUUGCAAAUGUUGGGACCAAAACUAAGGAUUUCUCUAUGAAUUUAUCUAUGGUUCCGACAUAGAUUAUUUUCUACCUUCUCUUUGAAUGUCUAUGAAGCACAAUUAAAUCUUCGUAUUUAAUCAUUUGUAUGUGUUAAAUUAGGUAAUUUAAAUAUACAAUAGUUAAUAAAUGGAAUUUCCUUCUUUUUCGUUAACCGACUGCAGAAAGAAUGAUGUUUAGAACUAUCUGUUCUUUUAACUUGUAUUUUUUUUAAUUAUAAAUUCAAACGAUUACAUGGAUGAAUUAUUAUUUUUUUCGAAGUAAAAAAUAUUUUUUGUACAGUCAACAGCAUAAUAUAACUCAUAAUACAACUACAUAAAUGUCAUAGAAUUUAUCUCUAUGUGCUGUCUGUACAAUAAAAAAUAUUAAUUAAACUUUGGAAAUUCCUUUUAAAGUAAAUGACAACAAUAUUAAUGUUUAGGAUAAUGCCCCAGGGUCUUAUUUUUGAACCGCUAGAGUUCUGAUUCGCAUACGAUAUCAUCAUCAGGUCAUUUAGUCUCCAAUGCAGGAGCACGACCCUCCAAUUUACCAGAGGCAAAUGGAGGAUUUGUCCUACACUCCCCACGCUGGCCAGACGGGUUGGGGAGGCCUGAUGUUCGCAUAUUUGUCCCUUAGUCGCCUCUUACGACAUCCACUCUCGGAAAUUUAAAUUGUCUAUGGAGUAUUCUUAACUAUGCGAAUUUGAACUCUAUUGCUUUAUGAAUACGACUCAUAACCCUCCAUCCCAAACGUAGUAAUGAAUUUGAUGGCCGUAUAACCAUAGUAAUAAAUGAAUGUUGGAUGUCGUGCUCGAAAUUUUAUAAAUGUACCACUGGAUACACCUUUUAGUUGUUUUAAGGUGGAAUUUGAUUAGCAACAGGAACUAAAUAAGUUUAUGCACCUUAUUGGGUUGGAUUAUGGUCAAUUUUAGUCUGGUAUGUCUUAUAAAUACAGUGAAUUGUUAAUUUGCCAUCCAUAAUAAGACAAUUUGUAAUAUAAUCGACAUAAUAACUAACUUAUUCAUGAGACUUUGUUCGCGUUAAGCUUUAGACCCCCCUUUCAUCCUCUUAGGGGGUGAAUUUUGGAAAAUCCUUUCUUAGCAGAUGCCUACGUAAAAAUAACUAUCUUUUGCUUUUAUCCAUCCAGUAGUUUGAGCUAUGUGUUGAUAGAUCAGUUAGUGGUAUAAAUGUCCUACUGAACCUGAACCGUCCUAGCUAUAACAUUGUCAGGAGGGCGCUACUAUCAAUACUGAAUUAUUAGUUCCGAUUAUUGCCACGUAAUUGUGACAUUUACAGGAUGGCGCUACUGUCAAUAUUGAGUUGUUCGUUUUUGAUUUUUGCCACAUGACGUUUCAAAAUUGUAACUUUAAAUAAAACCAGUGGUACAAUUAUAAAAUAUGAAAUAAACAAAAAUAUAAACACAGUAAAAUAAAUAUUUACAGGUCAAUCAAGACAUUUAUACCUAAAUUCUUAAGCUGUACUCAUUUUAAAUCUAUUCCGUAUAAUUUUAAGGACUACUUUCGUAUGUAUAAGUUAAUUGUUAAAAUUUAAUAAAAUUACAUUCUGUUGCAAAAACACAAGAAAUUGUUUAUUUUUAAAAGGUUGUUCUCGUUAUGUUUUUGACGAUAUUUAUAAUUAUGUAAACAAACAUUGGUUGGCAGUAAAGUUUAUAUUUUACUACAAA
This is a messenger RNA of Ostrinia nubilalis (European corn borer), 13386 nucleotides long. RefSeq lists its product as uncharacterized. Gene Ontology annotation, molecular function: glycerophospholipase activity; metal ion binding. The record is from RefSeq and is a predicted model, not a curated record. The transcript has 20 exons. Lineage: Eukaryota; Metazoa; Arthropoda; Insecta; Lepidoptera; Crambidae. Gene Ontology annotation, cellular component: cytoplasm; COPII-coated ER to Golgi transport vesicle. The coding region runs from base 146 to 8887 and encodes 2913 amino acids.